Thlaspi arvense is the source of this 987-nucleotide messenger RNA. The record is from the annotation of a GenBank genome assembly. NCBI's taxonomy places the organism in Eukaryota, Viridiplantae, Streptophyta, Magnoliopsida, Brassicales, Brassicaceae.
AUGAAAUUAAUGAAAGGGGUGACAUUUGAUAGUAUCUGUUAUUACUACUAUUAUUACUACAUCGUGUGUCUCAUGGUGAUCUUAAUGGUACACGGAUCUCACGCAGAGGAUUAUUAUGGACGGAAAGAUGGAAACUCCGGCCAAAUAGCUAACACCAUAACCGGCGAUCUCAAUGGUGCUGGAAACUACAAAACGGUCCAAAAUGCCAUAAAUUCAAUCCCUCUUCAAAACCAAAAUUGGACUCUUAUCCUCAUAAAAAACGGCAUUUACAAAGAGAAAGUAAGGAUACCACAAGAUAAAGGAUUCAUAUACAUGCAAGGUGGAGGAAUUGAAAAGACGAUUAUAGCUUACGAAAAAGAACAUCUGCUUACUGAUGCUACUGCCACUUUCACUAGCUUUUCUGACAACAUCAUCAUCUCUGGGAUCACUUUCAAAAAUACCUAUAAUAUUAAUUUAAAGACCUCUUUAAGGAGGCCAAUUAAACCAGCAGUUGCUGCGAGGAUGCUUGGAGACAAAUACGUAGUGAUCGAUUCUAGUUUUGAUGGUUUUCAAGAUACUUUGUUCGACGGUUUAGGCAGACAUUACUACAAAAAUUGUGUUAUCACUGGUGGCAUCGAUUUCAUUUUUGGCUAUGCCCAAUCCAUUUUCGAGGGAUGUACGUUGAACGUAACGAUGGGAUUCUAUGAACCGAAAAAUCCUUACGGGUCGAUAACGGCGCAUGGAAGACAAUCAUUGAUAGAGAACGGAGCAUUUGUGUUUAAAGACUGCACCGUUACGGGAAAUGGGAAGGCGUUGCUGGGACGAGCAUGGAAACCGUACGCACGUGUCAUCUACCGCUGUCAAAUUUCCGACAGUAUUUUACCUAUUGGUUGGGAUGCUUGGGAAGCAAAAGGCCAAGAGUAUGGACCAUAUAACGUUUAUGGAGUUUGGUUGCACUGGACCUGGAGCGAACACGUCACAGAGAGUGCCAUGGCUCAAGAAGGCUAG